UGGAGUAAGGGUCCAUAUUCAGUAGUUAAGAUUGAAAUGAUGUAAAUAUAUUAUUUAGUUAAUAGCUUGUUUUCAUGAUUAGUGGAGGUGGGUCAUAUGAUAAUGGAUAUGAUGAAAUAAAAUAAGGAAAUUUGUUGGAAAUAUCAGACUUAUUUCAAUGGGAUUCUUAGUAACAUACAGUGGGCAAUAUAAAAAUGGCAAAAAGAUUGGGGAUGGGAUAUACGUUAUGAAAAUUAAUAAAUGUAAAAAGAUUUUAUGAUUUAGAAUACUUUAUGUCUAAUAAGUGGUGUGGGCUCAUAUGACGAAGAUUCUGAGGAAAUUAAGCAGGGUAAUUGGAUGGAAAUAUCAGGUGGAUAUAGAUGGGAUUCUAAAGUAACUUUUAGCAGACAAUAUAAAAAUGGGAAAAAAGUCGAUAGGAUAGGAUAUUUGUUUGACAAUUAAAAGAUGUAAAUUAUUUUAUUUAGCUUAAUUUUAAAAUACGUUUGUGUAUAUAGUGGGGUAAUUGGGUUGAGGUAUCAAAUGGAUAUUCCUUAUUCUCUUAAGGUUCUAGAAAUGGC
Messenger RNA from Paramecium octaurelia, 557 nucleotides. The record is from the annotation of a GenBank genome assembly. Lineage: Eukaryota; Ciliophora; Oligohymenophorea; Peniculida; Parameciidae.